AUGUCUGCAAGUCCUUACAACGACUACAGUGGAUCGGGGGACACCGAGUACGGCCAGGAAACUCUUUCGGGUUCCACUGGGUUCUUUACUGCUGACUACAAGCGUCAUGAUGACCUCAAGAAUAUGCUGGACUCCAAUAAAGACAGCCUCAAGUUGGAGGCCAUGAAGCGAAUCAUCGGGAUGGUGGCAAAGGGCCGCGAUGCCUCGGAUCUCUUCCCGGCUGUCGUCAAAAAUGUCGUGUCAAAGAACAUCGAAGUCAAGAAACUGGUCUAUGUCUACCUGGUCAGAUAUGCAGAAGAUCAGCAGGACUUGGCACUGCUCAGCAUUUCAACAUUUCAGAGGGCUCUGAAAGAUCCAAAUCAGUUGAUCAGAGCCAGUGCAUUGCGAGUAUUAUCUAGCAUUCGAGUCCCUGUUAUCGUACCCAUCAUGAUGCUGGCCAUCAAAGAUGGCGUGAGCGACAUGUCACCUUAUGUCCGCAAGGCAGCUGCUCAUGCCAUUCCAAAAUUGUAUGUUCUGGAUCCAGAACAGAAAGAAGAGCUGAUGGGAGUGAUUGAAAAAUUACUGUCCGAUCGGACAACUCUCGUGAUGGGUUCUGCUGUCAUGGCUUUUGAGGAUGUUUGCCCAGAACGCACCGACCUCAUCCAUAAGACUUACAGGAAGCUGUGUAAUCUCCUAACUGAUGUAGAAGAGUGGGGGCAGGUCAUCAUCAUCAACAUGCUCACCCGUUAUGCCCGAUCCCAAUUUGCAGACCCUACCCAAGGUGCACUAGAAGACCCUAAUCGACCUUUCUAUGACAGCGAUGAUGCAGAUAAAGAUGAAGAAGAUCAUACAAAGGAGAAAGCGAAACAAAUGGACCCAGAUCAUCGCCUACUGCUUCAAAACACCAGGCCCCUUCUCCAGAGUCGAAAUGCAUCGGUGGUAAUGGCUGUUGCCCAGUUGUACUACCACUGUGCUCCACAGUCAGAGUUCCCUCCGGUCGUCAAGGCACUGAUCCGCUUGUUGCGCUCGCGCAGAGAGGUACAGAGCAUUGUACUCAAUGUUGUGGCUGCCAUGUCUACCAAGCGGAAGGGGCUCUUUGAGCACUACAUGAAGAGUUUUUAUGUCCGAAGCACAGACCCCACACAUAUCAAAUUGCUCAAGUUGGAGAUUCUGACUAACCUGGCCACGGAAUCAAAUAUUUCCCUAAUUUUGAGAGAACUGGGAACAUACAUCGGAGAGGGAGAUCCAGAAUUCGUUGCUGCAAGCAUCCAUUCCAUUGCACGUUGUGCCUCUGAGAUCAAGGAAGUGGCUGAUACAUGCCUGAAUGGGCUGGUACUCCUGCUGUCCAAUCCAGAUGAGGCAGUCGUAGCAGAGAGUGUUGUCGUCAUCCGGAAGCUUUUACAGCUGCAGCCGUCUCAUCACAAAGAUAUCAUCACCCAGAUGGCAAAGAUGGUGGACACGAUUACAGUUCCCAAUGCCAGAGCUUCCAUUCUUUGGCUCUUGGGAGAGUAUUCCGAGCGUGUUCCAGGUGUUGCUCCGGAUGUCCUGCGCAAGAUGGCCAAGGUCUUCAUCGAACAGGAGGACAUCGUGAAACUCCAGAUUCUCAACCUGGCCGUGAAGUUGUACGUGACCAACCCGGAACAAACGAGCCUCCUGACCCAGUACAUAUUGAAUCUGGGUAAAUACGAUCAGAGCUACGACAUUCGGGAUCGCACCCGCUUCUUCCGUGCUUUCAUCUUCCCUGUGGGUGAUGCCCAAAAGUCUCAGCUAGUAAAGUAUGCUAAAAAGAUUUUCCUCACCAACAAGCCUCCCCCAAUUAUUGAGUCAAGAUUCAAGGACAGAGAGGAAUUCCAAAUAGGUACUCUUUCCAACUACAUAAAUGCCAAGGCAAUGGGGUACUGGGAGUUGCCAGCUUUCCCAGAAGUCCCACCGGAUCCCAGUGUUCGAAAUGUGGAGAUUCCAUCAUCACCGAGCUGGCCUGCCCCAGCCAGAACAGCCAGGAAACCGCACACAAAAGGCAAGACCUCCAAAGUUUCAUUUUACUCGGAGUCAGAAGAAGAAGGGGAGGAGGAGGAGAAUGAAGGCGAAGAAUCUUCCGAGGAAGAAGAGAACGAAGAGUCAUCCAGCGAGGAGGAAUCCGAAGAGGGCAGUUCCGAGGAAGAGAGCGAGGAGGCAGAGACGCCGGUGAAGCCGAAACCGCCAGCGGCGACUCCCAAGAAGGCUGAUGAGCCCCCGAAGAAAAAGCCAGCACCGGUGAGUGAAUCUGAGUCUGAAGAAACGGAAAGCAACGAAGAAUCUAGUUCUUCAGAGGAAGAAGCUUUACCAAAGUCGACGCCGAAGAAGAAGCCGGAAAGUCCUCCAAAAUCAAACUUGGAUUUGCUGAUGGAUUUGGAUUUUGGUACCGAUACCUCAUUUUCCAGUCCGAUGCUGAUGCCACACGCAACAUUGCCUAGUACACCUAGCAAAGAAAUGUUGUCGGCUGCACCGACCAAAGCGUGGAAGGUCGUGCCAGCCGUCUUCGUGCCCACGACGUAUAAAACCUUGUUGAGUCGCACCGCCGGCGGGGGUUGUGAGAUCACCUACCGCUUCACUCGCACGCCCAAUCUCUAUUCGCCGAGGAUGAUAUCCGUCGAGCUGGUAUAUACCAACAUGGGUGAUGAGGGCAUCAACGAGAGCAUUUCGGUGAAGAACGUCGGGAACGAGGACUUCAAAGCUCCGUCCGUGGUGAGCGGGCUCCAAGCUCAGCGCUCCGCCAGCGGGACCAUGGGAAUCGACCCCGGAGAAUCGACCCAGCCGCUGAAACUAGAAAUCGCGAUCGGAGGGCUCGUCCACCCCGCCCAACUGGUCGUCCCGAUCGGCGAGCGCGUGCGCCCCCUGGCGAUGGACGCCGCGACCUUCACCGCCGAGCGAAGCAAGCUGAAGGGCAUGAACGAGAACAGGGCGAAGGUGAAGGUCGCGCCGGGGAGGAGCCUCUCGAAGGACCUCCUCUCGCUGGUGAACGCGGCGCCGAUCGGCGAGGAUCACCGGUUCGCGUGUCAGACGGUGUCCUCCGAGUGCCUGAUCCUCGUGGGGUUGGAGCCGAGCGGCGAGGACUGUACCGUGGUCGUCAACUGCGAGAAGAUGGUCCUGGCGUCCAUGCUCCUCAAGGAGAUCAGGGAGGGACUGGCGGCUUGA
This is a messenger RNA of Darwinula stevensoni, 3153 nucleotides long. The record is from the annotation of a GenBank genome assembly. NCBI's taxonomy places the organism in Eukaryota, Metazoa, Arthropoda, Ostracoda, Podocopida, Darwinulidae.